AUGUCACUCACCCUAUUUGUCAUCUACAACAACAGCACCUCUUUCCUAGGGAAACUUGGAUACAACUUUCGCCGCAUGAGCGCGACCGCUGAGAGUGGUUCUGCCUGUGCUGCCUCCGACCUCACUCACGGCGGCGACGAUGAACAAGAAAAGCCUGAAUGGAUUGAGACCAAAAAGCACAUUCCUGCCACCAUCGAACAGGUUCACUACGACAAAGCCCCAGCUGACCUCAAGAAGUACGUCGAGAAGAAUCACUACGAGUACCCCUGCAUCGUCGGCAAAGGGCCCGAUGGCCGCUAUCAUAUGCUCUUGACCGAUUCAGAUCUUGGCGAGGUGUCCCACGACUACCAAAAGUUCAUGAAGGUCCUCCGGGCCAACGUCAAGUCAAACGGUCUUCCUUGGGACGAAUCAAAGCCGGCUGCUGUCGCGGCCUGA
This is a messenger RNA of Cyphellophora europaea CBS 101466, 435 nucleotides long. RefSeq lists its product as uncharacterized. The record is from RefSeq and is a predicted model, not a curated record. NCBI's taxonomy places the organism in Eukaryota, Fungi, Ascomycota, Eurotiomycetes, Chaetothyriales, Cyphellophoraceae. Bases 1 to 435 code for a protein of 144 amino acids. The transcript is spliced from 2 exons.